Protobothrops mucrosquamatus (brown spotted pit viper) is the source of this 945-nucleotide messenger RNA. RefSeq names its product cationic trypsin-3. NCBI's taxonomy places the organism in Eukaryota, Metazoa, Chordata, Lepidosauria, Squamata, Viperidae. The record is from RefSeq and is a predicted model, not a curated record. The coding region runs from base 1 to 882 and encodes 293 amino acids. Gene Ontology annotation, biological process: proteolysis. The transcript is spliced from 6 exons. Gene Ontology annotation, molecular function: serine-type endopeptidase activity.
AUGGAAAAUGGGAACUUCAACAUAGACAGACCAGAUGUGACCCAUUCUUCUCUCAGGAUUCCUCCAGAUGAGGCUGCAAAGCCAGCAGUAUAUUUCUGUGCUGUUUCUCAGGCACAACGAAGGCAAUAUGAAGUUCAUUUGGCUGCUAGCAUUCUUGGGAGCAACUGCUAUCCAGUUGCCUUCCCCAUCGAAGAUGAAAAUGAUGAUAAGAUUGUGGGUGGCUACACCUGCCAAAAGCAUUCUGUUCCCUAUCAGGUCUCCCUGAAUGUCGGGCAACAUAUCUGUGGUGGCUCCAUCCUAAACAACCAAUGGAUUGUUUCAGCUGCUCACUGCUCUAGGUCCCGCAUCCAAGUGAGACUUGGGGAACACAGUUUGACCAAAGAUGAUGGCUCCGAGCAGUACAUUGAUGCAGUCAAAAUCAUUCUCCAUCCCAAAUACAACCCCCGAACUUUGGACAAUGACAUCAUGCUCAUCAAACUAUCCAAACCAGCCACUCUCAAUUCCCGUGUUUCAGCAAUCCGUCUACCAAGCAGCUGUCCAUCCACCGGAGCAGUAUGUUUAGUCUCUGGCUGGGGCAACACCCUCAGCAGUGGCAUACACUAUCCAGACCUCCUACAGUGCCUGGAUGUCCCUGUACUUUCACAGAGUGAGUGCAUUGGGUCUUAUAAAGGGAAAAUCACCAACAAUAUGUUUUGUGCAGGAUACCUAGAAGGUGGAAAAGACUCUUGUCAGUGUGACUCUGGUGGUCCAGUUGUCUGCAAUGGGGAACUCCAAGGAAUUGUCUCUUGGGGCAGAGGAUGUGCUCUGAAAGGCUUCCCUGGUGUCUACACUAAAGUUUGCAACUACGUUUCCUGGAUUCAAGAAACCAUCCGUUCCAACUGAUCUGCACUUCCUGUCUGGAAAGCUCCCUUUUUGACAUCUCCAGCUGACAUUUCACAGAUUGAG